This is a messenger RNA of Medicago truncatula (barrel medic), 2415 nucleotides long. Its product is annotated as 26S rRNA (cytosine-C(5))-methyltransferase NOP2B. Gene Ontology annotation, biological process: rRNA base methylation; maturation of LSU-rRNA. Gene Ontology annotation, cellular component: nucleolus. Lineage: Eukaryota; Viridiplantae; Streptophyta; Magnoliopsida; Fabales; Fabaceae. The coding region runs from base 77 to 2050 and encodes 657 amino acids. The record is from RefSeq and is a predicted model, not a curated record. Gene Ontology annotation, molecular function: RNA binding; rRNA (cytosine-C5-)-methyltransferase activity. The transcript has 17 exons.
CCCUAAACCCUAGCAAAUUACCUGAACAAAACACAAAACACACACAAAUCCUGCAAUCUCUCUUCUCCAAUCUCCAAUGGCGCCAGCAACUAAGAAAAAACCUUCAAAGCCAGUCAAACCUCAGAAAGCCCCCAAAAAAGUUCAAAUUGUUCCAAUCAAAGACGAUUCCACUUCUGAAUCCGAAGAAGAAGAAGCACCACCUCUACAACAUCUCGAACUCGAUGGUUCUGAUUCCGACUUAUCUUCUGAUGGUGAUGAUCAACUAGCUGAUGAUUUUCUCCAAGGAAGCGAUGACGAAGACAACGACAACGACAACGACGAUGAAGGUUCGGAUUUGGAAUCUGGGUCGGGUUCAGAUGAGGAUGAGGAUUCGGAUUCGGAAUCGGGUGAGGAAGAUAUUGCUAGGAAGUCUAAACUUAUUGAUAGAAAAAGGGAGAGAGAUAGCCAGGCAGCUGCAGAUGAAUUGCAGACAAAUAUUCAAACUAAUAUUCAAGAUGAGUCUGAUGAGUUUACAUUACCAACUAAACAGGAACUUGAGGAAGAGGCUCUGCGUCCCCCAGAUCUUUCCAAUCUGCAGAGGAGGAUUAAAGAGAUUGUCCGUGUUCUUUCCAAUUUUAAGGCGUUGAGACAAGAUGGGGCGACGAGGAAGGAUUAUGUUGAUCAGCUUAAGACUGAUAUACGUUCAUACUAUGGCUACAAUGAGUUUCUAAUCGGUGCUUUAGUGGAGAUGUUUCCAGUUGUUGAACUGAUGGAACUGAUUGAAGCCUUUGAAAAGCCUCGCCCUAUAUGUCUGAGGACGAACACUUUAAAGACACGAAGACGGGAUUUGGCAGAUGUCUUGAUAAACAGAGGAGUAAAUCUGGAUCCUCUCAGCAAAUGGUCAAAAGUUGGACUUGUUGUGUAUGAUUCUCAAGUACCUAUUGGUGCCACUCCAGAGUACAUGGCUGGUUUUUACAUGCUUCAAAGUGCUAGUUCUUUUCUGCCUGUGAUGGCCUUGGCUCCUCAAGAAAAGGAGCGGAUUGUUGAUAUGGCGGCUGCACCUGGUGGUAAAACAACUUACAUAGCUGCUCUAAUGAAGAACUCAGGAAUAAUUUUUGCAAAUGAAAUGAAGGUGCCACGACUAAAAUCUCUGACUGCAAAUCUGCAUAGGAUGGGUGUAUCGAACACUGUAGUCUCCAACUAUGAUGGGAAAGAGCUUCCAAAGGUUUUGGGUUUCAAUUCGGUUGAUAGGGUAUUAUUGGAUGCCCCUUGCAGUGGAACCGGGGUUAUAUCCAAAGAUGAGUCAGUCAAAACUUCAAAGAACUUGGAAGAUAUAAAGAAAUGUGCUCAUCUACAGAAGGAGCUCCUUCUUGCUGCAAUUGACAUGGUUGAUUCUUAUUCAAAAUCUGGGGGAUACGUUGUAUAUUCUACAUGCUCAAUCAUGGUUGCUGAGAAUGAAGCAGUUAUUGAUUAUGUGCUCAAAAGGAGGGAUGUAAAGCUGGUUCCUUGUGGACUUGACUUUGGACGUCCAGGGUUUACAAAGUUUAGGGAACAGCGUUUUCACCCUUCAUUAGAUAAGACAAGACGUUUCUAUCCACACGUACACAAUAUGGAUGGGUUUUUUGUUGCAAAGUUGAAAAAAAUGAGCCACCCAAAACCUGCUAGAACAUCAGAAACAUUUGAGAAGGAUGAAAAAGAAACCGAGCUUGUUAUCGACGACGAUAAACCUAGUAAUGGCGUUGAAGAAAAUGGCAAACAUUCUUUUGAACUUGAAUCCAAGAAGAGGAAGAAAGAUAAAUUCCCAUCAAAACCAAGUAAUGAUGUAAAAGCCAAUGUCAAAGAAGCUUCUGAACCUGAAUCCAAGAAGAGGAAGAAAGAUAAAUUCCCCUCAAAACCAAGUAAUGAUGUAAAAGCUAAUGUCACAGAAACUUCUGAACCUAAACCCAAGAGGGUGAAAAGGAAACCUCCAUCUAGAGAGGAGAUUUCAAAAGCCAGAGAGGAGAAGAGACUUGCUUUAAUAGAAAAGAAGAGAAAAAGUGGUAAGCAACAGAGAGGAAAAAAUGAUGAAUGACCAGUGGCAGUACAAGUAGUAUUGAUGACCAACUGUGCAAUUAUAGCGCAGAAUUGACGCAAAACUCCAUCAAUAUGGGAGUACUGAGGUGUUGCAUGUCGAAAGAAUGUACCCUGGAGUCAGUGGCAUGACCUGAUCGAAGGUCCCAAUUUUGUUUUGUUCUGUUUAAGUUAUUUAGCCAUGGCAUUUUUAAACAUAGAUCUGUUUAUUAAGCUGUAAAAUCAGAAUGGAGAAAAGCUACUUUUAGGCAUGAUUAAUUUGAAUUUAUUUUCUAAUUCUUGUCUUCAUGUCUAUUGCCCCUCUUUAUUUGUUAUCCUUUGUAAGAAUUAUUACACUUGCGUUUAAUGAUAUUAUAAAAUUUAUGA